AAGAGAGGAGUGUACUCCAUUGGUGAUGCCAGUGGCACCAUAUACGUCUUUGUCUCCUCUGAUGUGGUAUAGAAUGGCCUGUUCAACAGUGCUGCCUUCAAGACAGGAACAAACUAUCGCAUCCCUGUGUCAGCCCUGCUCAAAAACACCUCCAGCUUAUUUCUCUGCUUUAGAGUCCCCAGCCAUAAUGACUGGAUCCACCAGAUCCAAUACAUCCCAGAGUUGAAUGCCAUCGCCACCUGCUGUGCGGCAGACCAAACUGCCAUGAUCCUGACCACGGUGCCCCACUCACGCAAGUGUAAAAUUCAAACUGCACUCUUUCACCUGCAGAAGGGAAUUCUGUGUUUUGACUACUCACCUGAGCUCAACAUUCUGGUGACCGGAUGCUACGAUCGGGUCGUGAGGGUCUGGAACCCGUAUGUGACCAAUCAGGCCACAUCACAGAUGAAAUGUCACAACACCGUCAUCACUCACAUCGCUGUCAACGGCAGAGAUAACAAGAUCAUCAGUGUGUCCAAGGACAAGAAUGUGCGUGUGUGGGACCUGCAGGACUGUGUCUGCCUCCAGAACAUCCAAUCCAAGAAUGUCAACAUGGGCCGCUUCCCCAUCACCGGCACCUACUAUAACCACACCAGUAACACGAUGGUGAUGGCUACGUACCUAAUUGGAGUUCUUCGAGGGUCUAUGGAGGAUGUAGACAGCUCUGUACCCACAGCUACAACAUCACAUGAACAAGCACCCUGUGCUGCUCUCUACAACUCCAACUUCAAACAGGUGGUAAGUGGGUGUCAUGCGGGCGUGGUCAGUGUGUGGGACAUCCUGACGGGGGAGAAGGUCAUGCAGUUCCAGACAACCCCUGAGCGACCUGUUGAGGUCACUGCCAUGGCAUUCGACAGGCCCAAACGCCGCCUCAUCACCGGGUCUAAAGACGGCACCCUGCGCCUCUGGAACUUCAACAACGGGGCUCUUAUCUCUGAACUGCCCCUGGUGGACAGCAAUGAGGUUACAGGGAUUCUGUACAUCAAUGAGAGGAUCUAUGUAUCAGGCUGGAGCAAACGGGUCAUGUGGUAUCUGGACGAUAAGGAGGAGGGUAAGAUGGAGCACCGUGUGUGGAACCAGUACCACUCAGACGACAUCUAUUCCAUGCACACCCACGGCAGCAAGAUGCUGGUGACCGCCUCCUACAGCGGUGACAUCAUCGUCUGGAACAUAGAUUCAGGACAAGCCUUCUGCCGUUUUAACGCUAGCGAAAGCCCACUGCCCCUCAUACCCAUACGGGUGAUGGAGAAACCAGGCCAGGUGGUGAGUGUUAUGUGUCCAGACUGUUUGGUGAAGGAGGAUGAGGAGAAGGAAGAGGAGGAUGAAGACGAUGUGUGGCUCCGCUCUAUGGUGGAAUUUCUUGAAACCAUGAGCCAGACUCUCAACCCUCAGGCUCGUCGUCCCAGCUGUGCCAACCCUGCCCCCAACAACGUCGUACAGCAAAUAAAUCAAGCCCGGUGUUUCAGUAUUCCAGAUCCCCCUCCUAAUCCUGUGAUUCAGGGGCCUCGCACCAACAUGCGGCAUGGCCGGAGGGGUAGCAUCUCGGCUCCAGUCUCUGCUUCACUGCCUCAGUCGGUCACAGUCUCCGUGGCCAGGCGGCCGACACUGCUGUCCAGACGCAAGACCAAGAGAACCAAGACCAUCGACCUAGACGAGCUGGAGAAACCUCGGGUUGCGGUGGAGAAGGUGUUGUUUCUGGACACCCGUGAGCGUAGCCCUGACACGGCCAUCCUCCUGACCAGCUCUGCAGACGGCUACGUCUACGCCUGGUCUAUCAGCCAUAACGGAGGGCUGCUGGGGAAAUUCUGUGCUGUGCAUAGCAAGGGGCCAAUCAUCUGUGCCAUGUCCACUGACAGCCAGGACCAGAUACUGCACACUGGAGACAGCAACGGAUACAUCACGCUGUGGGACAUUGAGAAGUAUUGCUACCGUAUGAGGGGUGGGGUGGCUGAGGAGGAAUCAUCCAAUGAAGACUCUCUGAGGUUGCCUCAACUCAUACCUCCCUACUGCAAAGUGGAGGGGCCACGGAGACUGGUGGGGGAGCAGGACAAAGAGAUUUUGCGGGGAUGGAUUGUGUCCCUGACCCCCCCUAGUCUCCUGAGUUCCUGGCGCUGCCACCUGAAAGGGAUCGUUCAUCUUGAGUAUGUGGAGCGUUUCCGCCUCAUCGUCACAGCCAGCCUGGACUGUAACGUGCGUCUGUGGACCAUCGCAGGCAGAUACAUCGGUACGUUUGGGCAGGGCCUGUGGCAGGUGGGCGACCCCAACGCCCUCCACACGGAACUCCCAGUGGACCUGAAGAGGAUGGGCUCCUGUCAGACACUUAAAGUCCUUAAUGAGGGGAAGCACCCGCACUGGAGCUGUGCCAAACGCAUCCUGGAGGGCCUGACUGCACAGAAGAGGCAGCAGUCGACAAUGUUUGGUGAGGCUACAAUGCAGCUGAGGGAACUGGUUCCUACCGACCCACGGAUCGUCAAGUACACCGAUGAGCAGAUUGAGAACACAUGGAGACUGUGGCAGGAGAAGGGAAAGCAGACCAGCAGCAUUUUAGGACGAGCAUACAAACAAAAAGUGAGACAUCACCUUCCGUCCUGUGCCCCUGACCUCCAGACAACCUUCAGCAGUCAAGAGCAGUUGAGGGUGUACAAGGCCAUGCCCUACAGCAUUCUGCGGCCCGUCACCCUGCCCCCCAUCCCAGAGCUUCUGAAGGACCAUCAGCACAGGUCAAAUGAGGGCACAGACACUACCACCAAGCAGAAGAGGAACACUAAGCGCUGGCCCCGCUCACACACACACUGCAUGGCUGCUCCUCCACGACCAGCAACUCCCAGGUGCUAAUAUGACCCUCGCUGAAUACACUAUACUCAGAAAUUAAAGGAGUCUGGCAUGCACUAUUUCAUGUGUUUGGUGUAGUUGUUUUAGACAGAUCAGGUCGAGACAGUUCUACAGGACAUGUGCAAUGACAAUUAUGCUUUUUAUCAUAUGUGAUCAAAUGGAGAAGAGCACAUAGAUUUUUCAAAAAAUAGAAAUCUUCUCCAAAUGUGGACAGUUUAUUUGAGGGAAAAAGUCAUAUGUACAAGUCAUGUGUGUGUGUAAGAGUUGUCCCAGGCUUUAGGUCUCCUCUCCAUCUGAGAGAGAGUUGGAGUUUGGUUAUUAGGUUUUAUGUCCGGCUUUGACAGGCCUGGGACCUUCUCUCUAGCUUGGACCAGCCGGAUCACUUCCUCGAAUAUUCUUCAAACCACUCUGGAAAUUAUAAUCCCCCUCUUGCUGUCAUAUGAAUCGAACCGACUGUACAGACUCCAUUCCACGCGUAGAAUGUUAUUGCCUUUCAUGAAACUGAGACGUAUUGAAAUCUGCAAAUAUAUACUUUCAUCUACUAGGACAAUGUAUCUGAGUCUACGUUUUUCUUGUGAAAGUGAAAACAAAGAAGAGUGCGAGGGUAGAACCAACAGGACAAAUAUAAUGAGCGCUCCCCCAUUAGAGAAUUUAAGUAUUUUUGUUGAUUUGCUAUCUUCUAUUGUUUUGCCGGUACUGUCAUGGGUUCCACUACUCAUGGAAGAUAACAUUUAAUUUGAGCUUUUGAGAAAGGGGAAAAGUUCAUGGUAAGCAGAAAUGUGACACUAUGGGUGUGGUUUAGUGACCCUGCCCCUGAACAAAGCCAGCUGCCAGCCACACCUUGGAGUGGCACCGAAAGGCCUUGGGUAACUGCAGGGGGGUGGCGCAUGAUCUCUCUAUGAUGACACUCUUGUUUACUGCACUAUACAAUUGGAUAAGCAAGGCCCUUGGCAGAUCUGGGAAAACCAUUGUUGGCUUCAGGAGGGGGGGAAGUCAGAGAGGGAGGUAGAGAGUUCAGGAUGUACAGGAAGGCUUCCCUGACAGCACAGUGACAGGACAUCUGAUCUCAUUAACUGCUUAGUGUGGUUUCCCCUUCAUUUGUGUGCAUGUGACACAUAAUGACCAGCUGGCCAUAUACCCUAUCCUGUUCUAAGCCCCACUUGUCUGUGGCUGAGGUAGGUCUCAAGGUGAGCUAUCAACUUUGCUCUUAUGACCUGCUCAGGCCACUGAUCAGAUGCAGGGCUAGCAUGUCAUGACUUUGUUACACUGGUCAGAUGAGCUCACCUAACCCACAGGGCGACAGUACAUUAUGUACACUACGAGUAUGGACAACAUUAAUUACAGCAUUGCAUAGUAUAGUUUAUUCAUUCUGACAGUAAUCAUACAAAAUAUUAUUUAGUUCUAUAAGCUAAUACAAAAUCAAUGAGUACUGACAAUUUUAAUUGCCUUGGU
Coregonus clupeaformis (lake whitefish) is the source of this 4323-nucleotide messenger RNA. Its product is annotated as WD repeat-containing protein on Y chromosome-like. Gene Ontology annotation, molecular function: protein binding. The record is from RefSeq and is a predicted model, not a curated record. The transcript is spliced from 20 exons. Lineage: Eukaryota; Metazoa; Chordata; Actinopteri; Salmoniformes; Salmonidae. Bases 265 to 2874 code for a protein of 869 amino acids.